UCUCUCCUGCAAUUAGAUCUCAUUUCAGUUUGAUGGACGACACAAUGAAGUGAGGAAAUGCCCGCUAAUUUCAGCUGCACGUGGAAACAUAUUUAAGGGUCUCUUCACCAUAAAAAAGGGCUCAGGAAACUCUUCAUCUGGUUUUCGAAUGAACUAUAUACCCAACAACAAGAGAUUGGUCGUGAAGCCGUCGGCGACAAGUGUUUUAUUUUCCUCCUUCGUUUCUCCAAUGUGGCCAAUCCAGUUGAGGUAUAAAAGACAGCGAUCAGUUGGUUGUUUUGCCCAGUCUGUCGACACGCACCACCCAACAAUAUGUUUUGUCUUCGGUAUUUUCUGAUUUUGGCGAUCCUGUUCCAGAGCGCAGUCGCCGCGCCGACGAAUUUCUUGCAGCCGUUUGAAAGCUUUUUCAAUCAGCAGAAGGUUCAAAGUGGCAGCGAAACAGAAUUGAAAGCUCGCAGCAUCGACACCAACGGCGGCUUCACAAAGGAGCGCAAUUUCUUCGAAGAUUUCAAAAUCCCCGAUGAUUUUGGAAAAAAUUUCCCGCAGUACACGGAACUCACCAAAAGUGAAACGGAAUCUGGCCAAACAUCUCAGACUGCCAGAGUUCCUCAGAAAAACGAAUAUUACAGCUAUUCUUUCAGUACGCCGGUAGAAGACGUCUCGGGAGAUGACGUCAUUGCGGUAGUCAACGUGAAACAUUCGCCAAAAGUGUAUUUUUAUCAGGUUGCAGAAGCUGGCCCGCGCCAUCUGAAGGUAAUGUAUUUCACCGGAUUCCCGAACCGACAACGCGUGAGGAGCAACUCGAACUAAUUAAAAUAACCAAUUGCUUCACUUUUUUAUGUUAUUUCUUGUUAUUGUACGUGAACCAAGAUGUUGACAUUCUUGGUCCUUUUUCCGCACAUCUGUUCCUCAUCAUUCCAACCCCCUCUCGAAGCCAUAUUUGUUGAAUACAUUUUACUGUCCGUCUCAAAAAAAAAAAAAAAAAAAAAAAAAAGAUAACGUGUCGGGGUCCAUUCGUAGUUGAAACUCUGUUACACAACAGCUCAAAUGUCUGGCAGUAAGGUAAACAUCGUGUUAUCUCUGCAGUUUGCGAUAACAGAUAUUGAUGCAACAGUUCACUCGUGACUGGGAAACAAAAAAUUGAGAACCUUGUGACUAGUAGACAGUCGGCCAUACUUGGCAACAGUUGGGCUGCAUUUAUUUUAAUUUUUAAAAAAGAAAGUCUUCAAAAGUACGCAAAAGAAAAACGUGAA
Messenger RNA from Daphnia magna, 1253 nucleotides. RefSeq lists its product as uncharacterized. The record is from RefSeq and is a predicted model, not a curated record. The transcript has 5 exons. Lineage: Eukaryota; Metazoa; Arthropoda; Branchiopoda; Diplostraca; Daphniidae. Bases 313 to 810 code for a protein of 165 amino acids.